This is a messenger RNA of Colletotrichum chrysophilum, 735 nucleotides long. RefSeq lists its product as uncharacterized. The record is from RefSeq and is a predicted model, not a curated record. The transcript is spliced from 2 exons. Bases 1 to 735 code for a protein of 244 amino acids. NCBI's taxonomy places the organism in Eukaryota, Fungi, Ascomycota, Sordariomycetes, Glomerellales, Glomerellaceae.
AUGACCGGCGGCGACGCUGCAGUUGCAGAUGCCUUCCAGGCCGGUCGCAUACCGCAGGAGAUCAGCGUCGCGUACCUCGAUGAGGAUCGGGAUACGCCGUCGAUGGCGGCGUCCAUCGCCAUGUUCGUGUUGACCCUGGUGGUUGUCAAUGGCCGCGCCUUUUCGAGAUUUUUCCUGAGGAAAAGCUUCGGUGUUGAUGACGCGCUUGCUGUUAUCGGAAUGGCGAUGUUCAUUGCGUUUGUGCCUCUAUGUAUUAUUCUCAUCAACAUCGGAUCGGGUCGGCACUUUGAGUAUAUCCAGUAUGUUAUGACGCAGGAUACCCUGGAAGAAACGGAAAUUCUCGAUUUUACGGCGCAUCUUAUCUAUUCGACGGCGUUGCUUUUCUGUCGGUACUCUGGACUGGCGUUUUAUUAUCGUGUAUGCGGGAUUCACAACGGUUUCCUCCGAUCGAUCAAGGGCCUCGCAGGCUUUCUCUUCGUCGGGUGGCUGACGCAGAUGCUACUCAUUGUCUUCCACUGUCUACCGGUAACAGCCAUCUGGCCGUACGAGUGGCAAACGCAGUUCAACCAGUUCAAAUGCUUGCCUUGGGGCUUCGUGUACGGAAUCAACUCCGCCGUCUCAUUGCUGUGCGACUUUGUGUUGUUCGGAAUCCCGAUUGCCAUGCUGAGGAUGCUGGAAAUGACGAGGAAGCGCAAGAUCCAACUGGCCUGCAUCUUGCUUCCCGGUAUCCUGUAA